Anguilla rostrata (American eel) is the source of this 1367-nucleotide messenger RNA. Its product is annotated as microfibril-associated glycoprotein 4-like. The record is from RefSeq and is a predicted model, not a curated record. The transcript has 5 exons. Bases 114 to 887 code for a protein of 257 amino acids. NCBI's taxonomy places the organism in Eukaryota, Metazoa, Chordata, Actinopteri, Anguilliformes, Anguillidae. Gene Ontology annotation, biological process: elastic fiber assembly.
UUUUUAAUUUUUUUUUUUUUUUUUUUUCUUAAGAUCACCUUUACCCAAUUUGACGUUGUGAGAUUUAGUUGUGCGCCAUCUUCUCCUGAACACAAACUCAUUUGGAUUCCAGCAUGAUGGUCUCAGUCUUCCUGCUCGUGCUGCUUUCUGUGGGAGCCAUCUGUCUUCCUGCAGCCCAGGCACAACUUCCUGAGGACUGUCAUGAUGUCUACAAAAAUGGCUCCACACAAAGUGGGUUGUACACUAUCUAUCCUCCAGAGAGCACACCUGUUGAGGUGUACUGUGACAUGGACUGUGAGGACAAGGAGGACAAAGGAGGAUGGACUGUGAUUCAGAGCAGAUCGGAUGGCAAUUUGAACUUCCACAGACCCUGGGAUCAGUACAAGAGUGGCUUUGGAAAUAUUUCUGGAGAACACUGGCUGGGACUGGAGAACAUCUUUGCGAUUACUUGGCAAAAGAAGUACAGGUUGAGGGUGGACAUGGAGGACUUUGAAGGAGGAACCGUCCAUGCUGAGUACAGCUCCUUCUCUCUGGACCCUGAGUCUGAUGGAUACAGGCUGAAUCUUGGUGACUACAUUGAUGGAGGUGCAGGUGACUCCCUGAGUACUCAAAGGGGGAUGAGGUUUGCCACCUUUGACAAGGACCUGGAUGGGUAUUACAAUUAUUAUCCCUAUUAUUAUUAUUAUUAUAAUUACUAUGGAAUACAUUCUGGAGGAUUUUGGUUCAGCUACUAUGAUCAGGCAAACCCCAAUGGCUUGUACUUGUGGGGGUCCAACUCAAUUUAUCAAAUGGGUGUCAUAUGGAACACCUGGAAGGGGCCCUAUUACUCUUUGAAAGCCAUCACCAUGAAGAUCAGACCAGUGUCUCUGCAUGACAUAAAGAACUAGGAAGGGCAACUACAAAUCAAAUCCACUUCCACUUUGGGCCGCACCCUCUCUAUGUUAACGACACAACCAUUCUCUGUUUCCCUUCUUCUGUAGUUGGGAAGCUUUGGGGGUGAUGAAGCGAUUAUUGGACCUUUUAUCUGUUAUAAUUACCACAAAAUUCCUACUUAUUGAUACUUUUAUGACUUUUUGUUUUGUCUCAUAAUUUUACAAGAUAGAACAAAACUUAUAUUUUCAUGGGAUGGAACACUUGUACAUUUUUCUAUCAGUUUGGUUUGAAACCCACCCACCAUCCAAAUAAGUAUCUCAGUACGUUCCACUCUAGGGUCUGUCAUAUAAUAUGGUAAUUUUAGAUGUAAAAUGCAAGAUUCAUGAUUUAAUGAAUUAAUUUCUCACCUAUUCUAAAAUGAAGCUCACCAAUGCCACUCUUCUUUCAUGUGUAUGUUUGUAAUCACCUGCUUCCAAAUAAACAUUGUGCUGUUA